Balaenoptera acutorostrata (minke whale) is the source of this 1233-nucleotide messenger RNA. RefSeq names its product selenoprotein S (gene SELENOS). The transcript has 7 exons. The record is from RefSeq and is a predicted model, not a curated record. Bases 96 to 707 code for a protein of 203 amino acids. Gene Ontology annotation, cellular component: endoplasmic reticulum membrane; Derlin-1-VIMP complex; Derlin-1 retrotranslocation complex. NCBI's taxonomy places the organism in Eukaryota, Metazoa, Chordata, Mammalia, Artiodactyla, Balaenopteridae. Gene Ontology annotation, biological process: retrograde protein transport, ER to cytosol; endoplasmic reticulum unfolded protein response.
CCAGACGUGCCACGUGUACGUAAAGGCCGGCCGGAAGGCUAAGGCUGGAGCUGACGCAGCCGGGUUUAGCCGGGCCGGGCCAGGCGACGGCGACCAUGGAGCGGGACGGGGAUCAGCUGUCCACGCGGCCAGCCCUAGAGACCGAGGGGCUGCGCUUCCUUCACGUCACGGUGGGCUCCCUGCUGGCUACCUAUGGCUGGUACAUCGUCUUCAGCUGCAUUCUUCUCUACGUGGUCUUUCAGAAGCUCUCCACCCGGCUGAGAGCCUUGAGGCAGAGGCAGCUGGAUCGAGCUCCCGCUGCUCUUGAACCUGAUAUUGUUGUUAAACGACAGGAGGCUUUAGCAGCUGCUCGUUUGAAAAUGCAAGAUGAAUUAAAUGCACAAGUUGAAAAGCAUAAGGAGAAACUAAGACAGCUUGAAGAAGAAAAAAGGAGACAGAAGAUUGAAAUGUGGGAUAGCAUGCAAGAAGGAAAAAGUUACAAAGGAAAUACAAGAAAGCCUCAGCUGCGUUGGGUCUUUGUUGCUGCGCGCGGGCUUUCUCUGGUUGCGGAAGAAGACAGUCCUGGGCCUUCUACUUCAUCAGUCAUCCCAAAACGAAAAUCUGACAGAAAGCCCUUGCGGCGAGGAGGUUACAACCCUUUGUCUGGUGAAGGAGGUGGAGCCUGCUCCUGGAGACCUGGACGCAGAGGUCCAUCGUCUGGUGGAUGAGGCUAAGAAUCUUGUUAGUGUUGCUUUUGACACUAGCAAGAUGAAUCCUUAACCCUCGACUCAAUUGCCUUAUGCACGCUUUUCACAGUGACUACCCAGGGGGAGGGGGCUUUCUUUCUGUACUUAACUGCACCUGUGUCUUCAAGGGUUGAAGGCAGCAUGGAGUGUGGAUGUGGCCACUAGGCAGUAGUUGCAGUUGGUCACACUGCACUGAAGCCAGUGACUGUGUUCACUGAUUUCAUGGGUCAUUGCUAGUUGAUAGCUAAAGGCCUCCAAGUGAUUGGCGAUCUUGAUAAAAGAGACCUGGCAAUGAUCCUUCAAGUUAACAGGUCCUUGCUGGUAGGACAGUCUCUGUGACAGGUUGCAUUGAAUGAUGUCUUCCUUGUAAAUGGUGAGCCCACCAGCGAGGAUUACUGAUGUAGAGAGUUGAUGGGGUUGUUUCUGUAUAUUUAUUUUUAUGUACAGAGCUUUGUUAAAAAAAAAAAAAAACAAAAAACUGUAAAUAUUAAAAAAAUAAUAAUUGCAA